AUGAUUCAACGCAAAUUGUGCAUAUUUUUCGCAUUUUCCAAACGCAAAAAGAAAUUACGUGAUUAUUCUCAAUUUGCACUCAAAGAAAUGAGCCACACAUUGCGGCUUAAUUCCACACCUGCCCCUCUUCGCACCCACACAAAUAAAUAUAUGCACAAACAACAACACGAUGAUGAUGAUGAUGAUGAUGAUGAUGAUGGCCAUUUGGACUUGUUGUGUGUGGCCCUGUUGACUCCUAAAACUGUUCCGGGACAAAAGCCUGACCUUGAAAUCCAAUUCGUCCGACAAGUCUAA
Messenger RNA from Protopolystoma xenopodis, 294 nucleotides. NCBI's taxonomy places the organism in Eukaryota, Metazoa, Platyhelminthes, Monogenea, Polystomatidea, Polystomatidae. The record is from the annotation of a GenBank genome assembly.